Molecule: messenger RNA, 375 nt
Organism: Dufourea novaeangliae
Lineage: Eukaryota; Metazoa; Arthropoda; Insecta; Hymenoptera; Halictidae
Product: signal peptidase complex subunit 1-like
Exons: 3
Coding region: 72-359 (95 amino acids)
Biological process (GO): protein targeting to ER
Cellular component (GO): signal peptidase complex; endoplasmic reticulum membrane
Source: RefSeq, a predicted model, not a curated record
GUGUGUACGUAGCUCGUUGGAACUGUAGUACUGUGUAAUAACUAUCGGUAUUUUAGUAUUAUUUGUUUAAAAUGAGUUCGUGGGUGCAAUACAUCAAAACCAUCCCCACGCAUAUGGACUAUGAUGGCCAGGCACGGGUAGAAAAUUUGUCACGAGUCAUUAUAACGUUAUUUGGAGUAGUUGGAUUAAUAUGGGGAUACGUUAUUCAACAAUUUUCACAGACAAUUUACAUACUUGGUGCUGGAUUUGUAAUGGCUGCUUUGAUCACAGUACCACCAUGGCCCAUGUACCGCCGUAAACCUUUGGACUGGCAAAAACCACAGCCUGAUGUCAAUGUUAAAUCAAAGAAGAAGAAAUAGUUGAUUGCUAGUUAUA